UUGUCUGCUCUAAUCCCAAUUUGAUUUUGGUUUGUUCAUGGUGGUGGUAUAAAAGUUGAGUAACCUGUUCUUGUGUACUGUUUCUGCCAUGACUUUUGUCUCCUCCUCCGUCCUCUUCCAUCGUGUCUGGCGGAAUUUUUACACGGUCCUCACAUGCUGUGUCUCAGAUUGUUACCACACUUUGUCUGUUCAAUAAAAGCUCACUUCGUCCCAGCCAUUUCAUGUUUCUAACAGGGAGAAAAGAAAAUUAAAGAAUGAUGUGGUGGAGAGAUCUUUGUGUGGUUAUAGUAUUGAUGAUGUGGGUUUUUGGAGGUGAACUGUACACCGUGGAGGGCAGGCCUCGCCGGAUUCUUUUGGAUGCGGAUGUGGAUACAGAUGAUUUCUUUGCUCUCUUGUACCUCUUGAAGCUUAACAGAUCAGAGUUUGAAUUGGAGGCAGUCACCAUAAGUGCUAAUGCAUGGACUAAUGCUGGACAUUCUGUGCAUCAAAUUUACGACAUCCUAUACAUGAUGGAUCGUGAUGACAUCACUGUUGGAGUAGGAGGAGAAGGUGGAAUUCUUGAAGAUGGUACCAUUUUACCAAAUGUUGGUGGAUACCUUCCUAUAAUUGAUCAGGGAGUGUCAACAGUUGGAGGUUGUAGAUACAGGCAAGCAAUUCCAAUAGGCCGUAAAGGAAGACUAGACAUAGAUACUAACUUUGGGAUUCAAAAAGGAUUCCUUCCACGGGGCAGCAGGAAAUAUUCUCCACUUCGACAGCCUACUGCUCAACAAGUGAUGAUUGACAAAAUCUCCGCAGGUCCUAUUACUGUAUUUCUCAUUGGAACUCAUACAAACUUUGCCAUUUUUCUCAUGAAUUCUCCACAUCUAAAGAAAAAUGUUGAACAUAUAUACAUCAUGGGUGGGGGAGUGGGAUCCAGAAACUGUAGUGGUUGCUGCCCAGUAAAUGAUAACAGAGCUUGCCAGGAUGGUGAGUGUGGUGACACUGGUAAUUUGUUCACUGACUACAACGGCAAUCCUUAUGCUGAGUUCAAUAUCUUUGGAGAUCCUUUUGCCGCAUAUCAGGUUUUUCAUUCUGGUAUUCCAAUCACGCUUGUUCCUCUUGAUGCAACAAACACCAUCCCUAUAAAUGAUGAGUUCUUCAAGGCAUUUGAGCAAAGGCAGGAUACCUUUGAGGCACAGUAUUGCUUCCAGUCCUUGAAAAUGGCGCGUGAUACUUGGUUUGAUUCACAUUUCCACUCACAGACCUACUUCAUGUGGGAUACAUUUACAAUUGGUGUAGCAGUCUCAAUCAUGCAGAAUUCCAACAACAAUGAUGGAGAAAAUGAAUUUGCUGAAAUGGAAUACAUGAACAUAACAGUAGUCACUUCAAAUGAACCAUACGGCAUAUCUGAUGGCUCAAAUCCAUUCUUUGAUGGCCGUAAAGUUCCAAAGUUCAACUUAAAGAAAGGUGGAGUGCACAGUGGUCAUGUCCAGACAGGACUCCAGGAUCCAUUUUGCUUUGUGAAGGAUGGGAGAGGAAAAUGCAAGGAUGGUUACACGGCAAAGCUAACAGGUUUGGAUACAGUUCGUGUUCUUGUUGCUACAAAGGCAAAACCCAGUCAGGAAAAUGGCAGUGAACUUGACAAGGCAUUCUACAAAAACUUCUUGAGUGUAAUAAAUCUCCCCCAGCAAACCGGAAGAUUUAAUUUUACAACAGAAUUUCCUUAUUACAGGGAAGUCUUCUACAAACCAGAUUUCAGAAACAAAGAGUUGGGAAAACCAGUUAUCUUUGACAUGGAUAUGAGUGCUGGAGAUUUCCUUGCUCUAUUUUAUCUCCUUAAAGUGCCUGUGGAAGUGCUUGAUCUCAAGGCAAUAAUAGUAAGUCCAACCGGCUGGGCAAAUGCUGCAACAAUAGAUGUUGUUUUUGAUUUACUGCAUAUGAUGGGUCGUGAUGACAUUCCAGUUGCUCUAGGAGAAGUAUUUGCAAUGAACCAGGCUGAUCCAUAUUCAUCUGUUGUUGGAGACUGUAAGUAUGCUAAAGCUAUUCCACAUGGGAGUGGGGGUUUCCUAGACUCAGAUACUCUUUUUGGGCUUGCUCGGGACCUGCCUCGAAGUCCUAGAAGGUACACAGCUGAAAACUCUCUGGAGUUUGGUGCUCACAGAAAUACUACUCAACCUGAACUGAGGCAUCCUCUAUCACUGGAAUCUGUAAUGAAAACCCUGGAUCCAGGAUUGAAGAUUACCAUAUUGACCAAUGGACCUUUGACUAAUUUAGCAAAGAUAAUCUUAUCAGAGACAAAUACAAUUUCACAGAUUCAGGAGGUGUUUAUAGUUGGAGGACACACUGGGCACAGAAGUAACAAAGGGAAUGUGUUUACUGUUCCUUCAAACAAAUAUGUAGAGUUCAACAUGUUUCUUGACCCUUUGGCUGCAAAGACAGUCUUCAACUCAGGACUAAACAUCACACUAAUUCCACUCAGCACACAGCGCAAACUAUGUUCAUUUCCUGAGAUCCUAGAGAGGCUGCAGCUGACUAGGGAGACUCCCGAAGCAAAAUUUGCAGAGCGCCUAUUGUCCAAGCUUUACUGUCUCCAACAGGCUAAUCAGAGAUAUCAACAUGUGGACAUAUUCUUAGGUGAAAUCCUCGGUGCAGUUCUAUUGGGUAGCGAUUAUUCCUCUUUGAAUCCUACCUUCCGAGAAAAGAACAUCAGGGUCAAUGCUGAAGGUGAUGAAUCCACAGAUGGACAGCUUGUGAUUGAUAAAUGGCAGGGAAAACCUGUGAGAGUAUUGAAAAAUAUUGAUCCUGUAGCAUACUAUGAUCUAUUUACAAAUCGACUGGGCGAUAAAGAGCAGUCUGCUGUACUAGGAAGUUAUGAUGAACAGAAAAAAAUCUGGAGUAAGCCGUCCAAUCAAACUGCUAAUCCCCAGAUAAGCCCAGUAAUGAUCUCUGACAACAGAAACUGAUUCUUUUUUUCCCUUGUAGAUAGCACAGAAGUUACGGUUCUAUUGUAGAUAUUCUUCAACAUAGAAUCAUGCUUCAAAUGGAAACAGUUUACUGUGUUUUGUAUACAGCUCAAACUAAAAAAGGAAAAAGAAUAGAUGCAAUACAGAACAAGAAUCUUA
Messenger RNA from Rubroshorea leprosula, 3101 nucleotides. NCBI's taxonomy places the organism in Eukaryota, Viridiplantae, Streptophyta, Magnoliopsida, Malvales, Dipterocarpaceae. The record is from the annotation of a GenBank genome assembly.